Molecule: messenger RNA, 1598 nt
Organism: Triplophysa rosa
Lineage: Eukaryota; Metazoa; Chordata; Actinopteri; Cypriniformes; Nemacheilidae
Exons: 2
Coding region: 73-894 (273 amino acids)
Source: RefSeq, a predicted model, not a curated record
CUGGUCAUCACAUCUCAACCAGCAUUGAGUCCGCCUGUUCUUGCGCAAAGGCGUCCGUAUUGCACCAGGGGCAUGAAACAGAGAACGGAUUUAUUCGAGGGCAUUGACGACAUCUCAUUUCAAGCACCGAUGGUCAAGAUUUCUGGGCCAGAGGGGCCGAUAAUGGUUUACAGGCCAUGGACUGUGUCAGAUAUGAAAGAGGCGAUGACACAUCUACCAGAUCCGUUCGACUCGGGAAAGCGCUUUGCUGAAGAACCGCUGAUAUUCUGUCAAGAAUUUAGUCCGACAAUGCCUGAACUCCGCAGGUUACUCGCUGUGAAGAUGGGGCCAGCAAACUGGCACAAAGUCAGCGCGGAGGCGGGCAAUGGACAAGAGCGCAGAGAACAUACAAACUGGAACAACGAUGAGAACCGACCUUACACUGUCGCUGUCACCACACUGUGCAAUGCCAUCAAAACAGCAUUCCCUGCCAGACUGGAUUUAACCAAGGUUUCAGACUGCAUGCAGAAGAAGGAUGAGUCUGUACAGGAUUAUUAUGUUCAUUUGUACGAUGUCUUCAAACGUUAUUCUGGUAUCCAUGAGCCUACAAACCGAGGAGAGGAAGCAGGCCUUUGGGAGAGCCACCUGAGAAAUUGUUUUUUAAAUGGACUGAGACCUGACAUUGUGACAUCUGUGAAGUCUACAUGCAUUAACUGGAAAAAUGAGAGACUUUAUAAUGUUUGUGCUCAUGCUGUGCAUGCUCAAGAGAAACAGGAUGACAAACAAGAGAGAAAGCGUGAACACUCUGACAAACAGUUACAGCUAGUGAUGACAGCUGUGGCUCAACAGCAAGGAGGCAAUGCUGUGUCUCGUCCACAGCGUAACUUAUACCGGCGAAAAUCUGAUGGACUGUGAUCGUUGCUGUUUGUGUGGGAAAACUGGUCACUGGGCAAAGGAUUGUAGCAGCAGAGGUGGUGAUCCGUAGAAAAAAGCAGACUGACUAUGUGAGCAGAGGAGGGAGGGGGAGAUUCUGGGAGUGCAGUCAACUCCACCAGAUAAGGGCUGUGGUAAAAGCAGCACAAGCUUGAGCAGCAGACAAACCGCUGCAUGAUGUGAAACCUGGAGAUUUCGUGGUGGUUAAAGACCUAAGGAGGAAACAUUGGAGAUCAAGGCGGUGGCAAGGGCCCUUUCAAGUGCUUCUGGUCACCCACACAGCAGUAAAGAUAGCAGAGAGAGCCACCUGGAUACACGCCAGCCACUGUAGGAGAGUCCCAGAGCUGGAUGUGACAGAGGAAUGGGAGUGAGAUGAUUGCAGAGAGACGUCUGCCUGUCGUGGACACACCUAUUCCCCUUUACAGUAUGUGUUGCAGCGAGUGACCUGGAAAACAAUCUUUAAUCUCUUGGAAAUUGGAGGUAUUUGUUUCCAAAACACAGAUGUGUAUUUCUCCUGGUCAUAUUUUACUUUUUUAAAAACACCUGAGUAAAUUUAUGUUUUAAGUAUGUCAUAGGUUCAUGAAGUUUUACGCUAAUGUAUCAGUUUUUCAAAUUCUGUUCUAUUGUUAUUGGGAAUGUUGAGAUGCUCCCUAGUUAAGUGUUUCGCCACUACUAGACACUGUCAU